CAGCCAUCCACAGCCGCAGUCGUAAUCGUGGAGCGAUGGUGGUUGGACUAGCAAGACGUUACACUUUUCUGGAAACGCGGUGAUAAUUCAGUACCUAAGGACUCUUGUAUAUAUCAGGGAAUAUGAGCAAGGGAGACAUGUCAUGCCGACCCGCUUCGCUGAAAUUCACCAUCGACAACAUCCUGAAUCUGAAGCAGAAUAACAAGGAAUCAGACGCUCAUCAUGCCAAACAGCUCACAGAAGCAGACAAUAAAAAUGAUUUUCAGCGCAGACUCGAGGACCACGGAGUUCAAAGCAGGAACGAGACGGAGUAUUUGGUGCACGAAAAAGACGAAACAAACACAGACUGCUAUACUGCCUCUGCUCAUGCCAUCGCGGUCUGUGGGGAAGACGCUAUAAAGAUCAUAAACACAUGCCCAAGGACAGACAGCGCAGACAGCUGUGGCGAUGUUGCAUCGCACCACAAACUCAACAAAAAAAGCAAAACCGCUACGAAAAAGAAAACGCGCACUAUCUUUUCAAAAAGACAAAUUUUCCAACUGGAAUCCACAUUCGACAUGAAACGGUAUCUCAGCAGCGCAGAACGGGCUUGUCUGGCUAAUUCCUUACAACUGACCGAAACGCAAGUAAAAAUAUGGUUCCAGAACCGAAGGAAUAAAUUGAAACGUCAGCUAUCGACGGAACUAGAAGGACCCAGCGCAGUGGACCACUUCGCUGAUGUCGGGAAGACUGUGCAACUUCCAGCCCUCUACAAAGAAAACAAUCUACUGGGCAGAUGUUUGCUACCAAUGCCUUUCCCACUCGUGUACCCUGGAAACAGUACGCCUUACUUGUGUUUUUCAAACGCCAGCAAAUAUUUUAGCCUUUUCGAUGGAGAUGUAUGAGUUCACGUUUUGAAUCUUUUUGCGAAGUCACUGAAAUGCUACGCCAAUGCCAGUGCGGUUCUGGCCACUUCGUCUGCGUUUUGCUUCGAUUGUACAAUGGAAAUUAAUCACGUGGGUCAAUUUUAAAUUUAGGUAAAGAUCCUAGAGACCCCUGUGACAUCAAUAUGCAAAUUUGGUUAUUAUAAAUUUUUACUGUAAUCUAUACACACUUUUGAUAUAUUUGAUAGAUUAUGCUUUCAUUACAUUUGUAAUAGGCCUAUACGUUAUAAUUGCAUCAUUUUUGAAAGCAGCAAGUUAGGGGUUACUAUCUUACUACCUGAACGGUGUGCAGUUUCACGUUCAUUAUUAUUUUGUAGUUGUAUAUUUUAUAUUGCAUUUGUGUCUUAGUUUAUCAUACUUGCUGAUAUCACCUUGUUUA
Anguilla anguilla (European eel) is the source of this 1302-nucleotide messenger RNA. Its product is annotated as homeobox protein HMX3-like. NCBI's taxonomy places the organism in Eukaryota, Metazoa, Chordata, Actinopteri, Anguilliformes, Anguillidae. Gene Ontology annotation, biological process: regulation of transcription by RNA polymerase II. The record is from RefSeq and is a predicted model, not a curated record. Gene Ontology annotation, molecular function: DNA-binding transcription factor activity, RNA polymerase II-specific; RNA polymerase II transcription regulatory region sequence-specific DNA binding. The transcript has 2 exons. The coding region runs from base 123 to 884 and encodes 253 amino acids. Gene Ontology annotation, cellular component: nucleus.